Messenger RNA from Anisakis simplex (herring worm), 267 nucleotides. The record is from the annotation of a GenBank genome assembly. Lineage: Eukaryota; Metazoa; Nematoda; Chromadorea; Rhabditida; Anisakidae.
AUGAUUGGAUGGACGUACAUACGUACACAUGCACUACGGACAUUGUCGAUUCGAUUCGAUUCGAUUCCAAGUGGAAGAGCCAACCAACCAACUAAGCAGUCAGCAGCAGCUAGUUACGGGGAACCAAGGGACAAAGUAGAAGGGAAGGGGCCAACCGAGGACUACGAAGCGGUACUGUUUGUUGCAGUAGCUCUGGCUGCUGCCUGUCUGCUCUUUCAUCGUGCUCGAAUUCAAGUUCGCAUUUCUAGAUCAAUACAACGACCAUAA